AUUUGUGAACCAUUCAAUCGUGGGUCGGUUCAAUGGCAACUAGUGUUGUAAUAACGUUAAAAACAAUCGAGACGAUAUAUUUUGUUUGAGUUUAUUAGUGAAGAAACAUGUAUCGUUGUGUCAUGAUAUUUUUUAUUUUAUAUUAGUAACAAAGUGAGAAUGUGUGAUACGGUUUUGUAAGAGAUUGCAUCCUAUUCGCUGACUUUAUUUGAAGUGAACCGUUCAUAGAUAGCUGUUGUCGAUAAAAAUGACUGAAAUUAACGAAAAAAAUAUAGAAUUGGACGAUGUUUUGGAUAAGUUCGGCCUUUUCAGACGGUACCAUCUGAAGGCUAUUGCACUCGUAUUUCUGGCAUUUGUAUCAAAUGCAGCAUACUGUAAUAAUUUUGUAUUUACCGCAGAGAGUGUACAGUACAGAUGUGCGGACUCCUCCAGCUAUGGCUUAACCUGUGGAAACUUAACCCAAUCUUGUGGCAAGUGGGUAUACGAGGACUCAAAUAGUUUUGUUGCUGAAUUUCAGCUGGCAUGUCAAGAAUGGAAACGAACAUUGGUGGGAUCAGCGCACAGCUUCGGAUACAUGCUCGGGUUGCCUUUAGUUGGUUUCUUAUCGGAUAAAUUAGGAAGAAAAACUACAACUAUAUUGACCGGAGUGCUCGGUGGAAUUUUCGGCAUAUUAAGAAGUUUUUCACUAUGGUAUUGGUUCUUUAUUGCAAUGGAAUUCUUGGAAGCGUUUAUUGGGGACAUUUGUUCUCCCAUAUAUGUUCUUUCUCUGGAAAUGGUGUCAUCCAAAAAGCGCUUACCGUUUAAUAUGUUAGUGUCCCUUGGAUAUCCUUUUGGAGGAGUAGCUCUCGGGUUGGUAGCUUGGCUCUCUCCAAACUGGCGGUGGACACUCAGAAUCCUCUACACACCAGCAUUGCUAUUCAUAUUUUACAAGUUCUGCCUCAAAGAAAGCCCAAGAUGGCUUCUCUCGAAUGGAAAGAAAGAUAAAGCAAUUGAUAUCUUAGAAGAAGCUGCAGAAUGUAACAAGAUCAAGUUGGAUAGGAGUAUGCUAGAGCGAAUAUCUUUUCCGGAAAACGAGAAUGCGAGUUUCAGAGAAACCUUAAAACACACGUUAAGUUCCAGCAAACUUAGAACAAGAUUUUUCGUAUGCGUAGUGUGGUGGAUGACAUGUACUUUUGUGAAUUACGGUUUGGUAAUCAAUUCCGUUUCAUUGGAGGGGAACAGAUACAUGAAUUUCAUUUUGACUCAGUUGGUUGAAUUGCCUGGAAUAUUUAUAAUUACCUACGUGCUGAUACACUGUAAGAGGAAAAAGCCGUUAAUCCUGAGUUUCCUCGCGGGGGGAAUGUUGUGCGUUGUUCAUCCGUUUAUACCUAAAGACCUAACUUGGGCUUCAACAACAGUGUACAUGUUCAGUAAGCUGAUGUCGUCAUUCUAUUUCAGCAUUACAUAUCUUUACACUUCAGAACUGUUCCCAACUUAUAGCAGGAACUCUAUGCACGCCCUUUGCUCCUCUUUGGGAAGAACUGGGUCUAUUUUGGCUCAGCAAACACCGUUGCUCAUGAUUUACUGGAAAGGAUUACCAGCUAUUGUCUUUGGAUCAGCAUCUUUGAUCGCUGGUCUGCUAACAUUGCUUGUACCUGACGUUGCCCAGGAUUCUUUACCUGACAAUGUGUCGCAGGCAGAGGCUUUGGGAAAAACAAAGGGGAAGACUGCUCUCAAAGAGAAAUAGAAAAAUAAAUUGAAUAAUUAGAGUUUCA
This is a messenger RNA of Leptidea sinapis, 1754 nucleotides long. Its product is annotated as solute carrier family 22 member 1-like. Gene Ontology annotation, cellular component: membrane. The record is from RefSeq and is a predicted model, not a curated record. Lineage: Eukaryota; Metazoa; Arthropoda; Insecta; Lepidoptera; Pieridae. Gene Ontology annotation, molecular function: transmembrane transporter activity. The coding region runs from base 248 to 1726 and encodes 492 amino acids. Gene Ontology annotation, biological process: transmembrane transport. The transcript has 7 exons.